UCGCCCUUUUGUAAUUAGAAAGCCUACACACUGUUUCCGGCGGGCAGACGUCUCCAACCACCACCCUUCGAUAGCAGACGGCAGUAGAAGGGCAAAGAGAGCGAGAAAAAUUCAGCUAAGAAUUAUUGAGAUUUCCUACUUAUUUUAGGGUUCAUUAACCUCAUCAUCAUCUUUUGAAGAGAGAGAAAGCAAAAUCGCUGCGUUUCUGUCAUCUUAGGGUUGAUUAACCUCAUCUUUUAACAAAUCUGCGUCGAUUUCCUUUUCGUCAAUUUCAAUGAUCGCACAAUGGAUUUGGAGACCGAGAAUCGAAUAGCAGCAAUUCUAUUGAGAGAGGCUGCGGAAAUUCGACGCCAAGCUCAGCAAGAUGGUGCGCUUGCUUAUCUUCGCAACCCUACCGUUAGAGGUCGCCCUAAUUCUCGGUUUCUUACGGCCACAGUUCGUGGCAUUCAACAAGUCAAUCGAGCUGUGGAAGUAAAUGAAAUGUGGAGGAUUCGGCAGAAAGAGAAAGAGCUGGAUGAUAGGCUCAAAGAUAGGUCAAGGGAUUACCACAGCCACAGUAGCCGAGAAGGAACCAGUGAUUUGUCCGGUAGCCAAAGCAAGAGGCAUAGUUUAAAUUCCUCGUGCUCAUCCAGCAAAAGAUCAUAUGAAGAUCGCUCUAAAGAAGACGAAGGCUUGAGGGAUGAAGAUAUUGAGGAGUUUCUGCACUCGAGGGUUAAACGUGGAAGGGGUUCUAUAGGGUCAAGGAUGGAUGAAACUGGUCCUUUUCUUCCUCGUUCUUCGGAAUCCCCAGAUGGUGUGGCUACUGACCACAAAAAGGACGAGAAGCAUCGCCAUACUAUUCUUGGUCCAGAGAAGCCCUCAUCUUGGAAACAUUGUAAUUCUUCUGAUUCAUCUGACAAUGAUGAGCCGAAGAGAUCCAAGAAGACUAGUUCAGGAGGAUCGAAAAAGAAACACUCCAAGAAGCAUAAAUCAAAAGAGAAGUCGAGGGAUAAGAAAAAGGACAAACGAUAUAAACAUUAAGAAGGCUGGAUAAUGAACUGCAACUUCUUAAUUCAAAUUGCGGGUUCCAUUCUCUUGAUGUUCAUAUUUCUCUGCAUGUUCUUCUUAGCAGAAUAGCAGUUGAACGGUAGUAUAUUUUCUCCCCGGCAAGUCAGACGGUUACAAAUGUUCUUUCCUAUUUUGGUGUUCCAGUAUAUUGUAAUUAUGUAGAUGUAUUGGUUACCAAAAAGAAUCUGAAGCACCUGUUUAUUUGGGCAGUGUUUUCGAUGUGCUUGGUUCGGUGUUGUCUUGUUUUACUUAUUCUCCUUGACCUAAUUAUACAAUGAGACCUCAGAUUGCAGCAUUUCA
Messenger RNA from Spinacia oleracea (spinach), 1347 nucleotides. RefSeq lists its product as uncharacterized. The coding region runs from base 286 to 1020 and encodes 244 amino acids. The transcript has 4 exons. The record is from RefSeq and is a predicted model, not a curated record. Lineage: Eukaryota; Viridiplantae; Streptophyta; Magnoliopsida; Caryophyllales; Amaranthaceae.